AUAGAGCAAGCACAUGAAUAACAAUAUGAUCCUUAUUACACGGCGCAACUUACCAUUGAACGACUUAUUCUGCUAAUGUGAGCCUUCUCUUUUUUCCUCUUCUGCAACUCCGCCAUUGUUACAUUACCUCGACUUCGAGCUUCAUAUAUACCAACAACACAUCAUAUCCCUAUCAUUUAUGAAUUUUUAUAUAUUAGUGAAGUUUUGUCAGCAAGCAGAUGUGCUUUCGAGGUGAAUUAUGGCGUUGCGCGCCUCUUUAUCGUUUUCAUCUAUUCACCAGCAAACGGAGUUCUGCUUUGCGAGGCCCAAAUGGAAGAAGAAGAGAUUAGUGCUUAUGACAGCUCAUCGUGGACCCCCUUCCUCCAGAAUUGUCAGGUCAGUCUUGGAUAACAGGAAAUCAAAUAUCAAAGGUAAUGGAGCAACUGAGCCUGCAAGGGUUCUUCUUGGGAGGUUGUUUGCCCAGACCCAGAAACUAGAAGAACAGAUAGGCAGAAAUCCUUAUCUUCCUCAGGUCGCUGAGCUGGGACUGGAUCUUGGCGAACUGGAGUCUGAUUUGCUGGAUGCUCUUGCAGCCUUGAAGAGGAAGGAAGAAGAUCUUCAAGAUACGGAGAGAAAAGUCUUGAUGGAAUACAAUGAAGUAAACCAUGCAAAAUUGGAAUUGGAGCAACGCGAGGAAGAGAUUGCAGCUGCUAGUUCUAGGCAGGAAAAACUGGAAGAUGAGCUAAUGCAGGCUAAUCUUACCUUAGCAUCUCAAGCUGCUGAAAUUGAGGAUCUAAAGUUUCGUCUCAAGGAGAGAGAUCAGGAGAUAUCUGCUGCACAAACAGCCCUAGAUUCAAAAGCAGAUGAAAUAAAUAAAAUGAAGGAUGAGUUGAAGAAUAAAAGCGAUGAAGCUGCUAACACUGAAUCAGAACUCAGAACUAAGGCUGAGCUACUUGAUGCAGCAAAUGAAGUAGUUCAAAGACAGGAGGUUGAACUACAAAAUCUCCGAAGAAAAAUUCAAGAGAAAGAGAAAGAGCUAGAAGACUUCUUGACGAUGCAGAAAACUGAAGAAGAGAAACUUAAAGUUGCCAAAUCCAACUUGGAGAAGCAGGCAAUGGAUUGGCUCGUAGCAAAGAAAGAAAUGAAGAAAUUGGAAGAGGAAACAUCUAAAUAUGGUGGAGAAGCAAAUGAGACCCUUGAGGAUUUCAGAAGAGUGAAGAAGCUACUUGCCGAUGUAAGGUCCGAGUUAACCUCAUCUCAGAGAGCUUUGACAUCCUCUAGAGAGAAAAUGGAGGAGCAGGAAAAUCUAUUAGAAGAGCGUCUCAGAGAGCUUGAAGAGCAAAGAAGAAGUGUAAUGGCUUACAUGACAAGUUUGAAAGAAGCUCAAAUUGAGGUAGAGAGUGAGAAAGUGAAACUUACGGUAGCUGAGGCUCGAAACAGAGAACUUGAAAGGGAUUUAUCCAUGGAAAAGGAGCUCAUUGAGGAGUUGCAGAAUGAAUUGAAUAAUGAGAAGUCUUCUCUGCUAGCAGCUUUGAAGGAAAAAUCUACUCUCCAAGAGGAGCUUGACCAUAAGAGGGCAGAGUUUGGAGAAACACAGGAUCUUCUUCAGGUUAAAGAGUCAGAGCUAGUAGAUGCUAGAUUAGAGAUUCAGCACUUGAAGUCUGAGUGCGCUUCUCUUCAGCUGAUGUUGGAAGAAAAAGAUAAGGAACUUCUGGAUUCAAGAAAGAUGUUAGAUGAACUAAAUCAGGAAAUAGCUGAGCUGAGGGUGCUCAUGAGCAGUCAAGAAGUGCAACUUAUUCAGGCAACAACUAUGUUGAAAGAAAAAGAGGAAUCCAUGCAGACAAUGCAAGAUGAGUUAAAUGAUACAAAAAUGAAAUAUUCAGAAGCUGAGACUGUUGUGGAACGUAUAGUAGACCUGACUAACAAACUGGUUAUCUCUGUUAAGGAUGACGUGUUGAGCCCACUCAGUCAUGCCGAUGAAACGUGGUCAUCUCAGCUGGUGGAGAAAUCAACUGAUACUUUUAGGUGGCAAAAGAACCAGCUGGAAAAUGAACUCGAGUUAACCAGAGAAAGUCUGAGGGGUAGAGAAAUGGAAGCUCUUGCUGCACAAAGGGCUCUCAAACUCAAAGAGGAGGAGCUCAAAAUGGUUCGUCAAAAAUUAGAUGAUAGGGAGGAAGAAAUAAAUAAAAUGAAGGAAAUGACUCGAGAUGCAGAUGACCUGAUGCAACUUUAUGCUUUGGCACAAGAAAGAAUAGGUGAAAAGAGUACUGGGGAUCUGGCAAUUGAAAAGCUCCAACUCGAGACCGCUCAAUUGGAAGUUGAAGCUGCUACUAGUGCUCUCCAGAAACUUGCUGAACUGAGCCGUGAGCUUUUGAAUAAAGCUAGUUUGAGCAUCGAGGCUGACUACAAUAACAGUCUUUUGUUGGGUGACAGCCCAGGAACUGCAGCAAACGUCGCUAGCAGUGGUGAGUGUCUUGCUGAAGUCUACACGGAAAUGGCCCGGCUUUCAGCGUUGACUGAGCAGCUGGUGAAAGAAGCUGGCAUUUUAUGCCCCAAAUAAAGUUUUAUGAAAUUAAUGACAAUUCUCUAUACAUGCCUCUAACCAUUUGCUUGCUAUAGUUGCGGAUGAGCUUAGAAAAUUUGUUUGUUGUUUUAGCUCUGUUGUACGUUGGAUUACGUCUCAAAUACAACUGUUUAAUUGUGCCUUGCUGGAACAAUGUUGAGACUAUGUUUCGUUUCUCCUUUGAGAUGAUAGCGAGAAUUCAGAGAAAACAUCUUAUUGUAGUGCCUUCUGUGUUUGAUUUUGGUAAAUUCAUAUGGAGAAGUGGAGGGAGAAAUAGUUUCAGCUUGUAA
Molecule: messenger RNA, 2832 nt
Organism: Nicotiana tabacum (common tobacco)
Lineage: Eukaryota; Viridiplantae; Streptophyta; Magnoliopsida; Solanales; Solanaceae
Product: protein involved in starch initiation 1
Biological process (GO): reciprocal meiotic recombination
Source: RefSeq, a predicted model, not a curated record